CUGGUCCCGUCGUCUUCCAGAUUAAGUUAGGUCAAAUUAGGGUUAGAUCAAGAAGAUGAAGUUAGGGUUAGGUUAGGUUGAAGCAUGCGCUGUAUUGUUCUCGUGGCAAUCGUGGCCGGUGGCACUUAAAUGGAUUUUCAAGCUCCUAUCAUACUGAUUUGCAUUGAAAACGAAGAAGCCGAGGUGGGAUUUGGACAAAUAUUUCCUUGUUCUAAUUGGUACAAUCAUGGUGUUCAAUGUUUCAAGUGAUGUGAUACGAACUUAAAAUCUCGUGGAAAAUUUCGAACUUGUUGCUGUUAAUUAUAAAAAUAAUUAAUAAUGGUUAUUUUCUUGACAUUCAACACAUUUGUGAUAAAAAUUACAAUACACUAAUGUGUAUUGAGAAAUAUAUGUAUAUACUUGAAUGAGAAAUUAUGUAAUUAUUAAUACUUAUGCUCUUUAGUAUUCUGCAUGUUAACCCUGUUAUGUCACAUUCGCGCGGCACGAAGUUGUAUUUUCAGUGUCAUGCUCAUUAUACAUUAGACUCACGACAUCAACUCUGUGAAUCUGAAAACAUUAUCUUGUAUUAAUUACACAUUAUUCGUAAAGAACUUUGUAUAAUCAGUAUGUGUAGGUUCAAUUAGUCAUCUAGAUAUCAAACUGAUAAAAUCAAGUAGUGUGUAUCUAUAAGAAGAAUUACUGUGGACUUUUAUUGCAAGCGAACAACAAAUUAGAACAUAAUGAAGAUGACAACAGUUCUAGCUAAACACACUCUUCACAGUGGAAUUUUUCAUCCUGUCUUACGAGAAUGGCAGUCACCAAAUGUUGAGAUCACUAUUAAUAAUCUUAUGUAUCCAAUAUUUGUUUCGGAUGCAGAAGAUGCUAAAGAAUCUAUUAAUAGCAUGCCUGGUGUAUAUCGCUAUGGAAUUAAUCAGUUAGAAAAGAUGUUACAGCCUUUGGUUGCAAAAGGUUUGCAAUCUGUUUUAUUAUUUGGUGUAACACAAUAUCUCGAAAAGGAUGAGAUUGGAAGCAAUGCCGAUAGUGCAAGGAAUCCUAUUAUUCAGGCUUUACCAUUAUUGCGAGAAAAGUUUCCUAAUCUAUUAAUAGCAUGUGAUGUUUGUUUAUGUCCAUAUACAAAUCAUGGACAUUGUGGUAUUCUCAACAGUGAUGGUAGUAUAAAUAAUGCAAAUAGUAUCCAGCGGAUUGCUGAAGUUGCAGUAUCAUACGCAAAAGCUGGCGCCCAAAUUAUUGCACCAUCUGAUAUGAUGGAUGGUAGAAUUAGUGCAAUAAAGCAAGGUCUAGCUGCCGCUGGAUUUUCCAAUAAAGUAGCAGUUUUAUCAUACGCUGUAAAAUUUGCAUCAGGACUUUACGGUCCUUUCCGAGACGCAUCACAAUCUGUACCAAAAUUUGGCGAUCGCAAGUGCUACCAGUUGCCUCCUGGGAGUAAUGGGUUGGCAGCCAGAGCUGCUGCAAGAGACGUAAAUGAAGGAGCAGAUAUGCUGAUGGUGAAACCAGGAUUGCCUUAUUUGGAUGUAAUGCGAUAUACAAAGGAUGCACAUCCAGAAUAUCCUUUAUUUGUAUAUCAAGUAUCAGGAGAAUACGCUAUGCUGUAUCAUGGUGCACAAAAUGGUGCAAUCAACUUAGAGAAUGUACUCAACGAGAUAUUGCUUUCUAUGAGAAGAGCGGGCGCUGAUUGUAUUAUAACAUACUUUACGCCAUUAAUUUUGGAUAUGUUGCAACGGAAAAGCAAGUUAUAAUUAGUUACAAUUAGA
Molecule: messenger RNA, 1751 nt
Organism: Atta colombica
Lineage: Eukaryota; Metazoa; Arthropoda; Insecta; Hymenoptera; Formicidae
Gene: Pbgs
Product: delta-aminolevulinic acid dehydratase
Exons: 6
Coding region: 720-1736 (338 amino acids)
Biological process (GO): heme biosynthetic process
Cellular component (GO): cytosol
Molecular function (GO): zinc ion binding; porphobilinogen synthase activity
Source: RefSeq, a predicted model, not a curated record